This is a messenger RNA of Folsomia candida, 3974 nucleotides long. RefSeq names its product mucin-5AC. The record is from RefSeq and is a predicted model, not a curated record. NCBI's taxonomy places the organism in Eukaryota, Metazoa, Arthropoda, Collembola, Entomobryomorpha, Isotomidae. The transcript has 8 exons. Gene Ontology annotation, cellular component: extracellular region. Bases 957 to 3362 code for a protein of 801 amino acids. Gene Ontology annotation, molecular function: chitin binding.
GCACGCAUCUUCUGUCUGCGCAAACUAUAACUGAACCCAGGCAUGAAAAUGCAGAAGGAAUUUUCUUAGUGGUUCAUCAUGGAGUUUUUCAAGUUUUCAAUUUUUCGAGUAUUUUAAAAUAGUGUAAAUUGGACAAAUUUAAGGGUAAAGUUGUUCUCAAAGUGCCAAGUAAAAUUUCCUCUUGAACGAAGAAAAAUUCAAAUAAGAAUCUGCAUAAUCUAAUAUAAAUUUCAACAUUCGAAAAUUCUAUUUAUCGGGUACGUGACCUCGCCAAAAUUAUAAUUAUUGAAACUAUAAACAACUUUCAAAGUAAGAGAAUAUUCCCAAAUAUCGUGCGUACUAUUAACAGUGUCUGUUGAACUUGUCAAAUCGAAGAAGUGAGAAUUUUGUGAAGAAGACGAAUCAUAAAGAAAACUUUCAUUUGUUGGGGUUAUUUUUCUAUUUACUUCUCUCUGCAGAUUAGUUAUACAUAAGUUUAUUUAAAAAGUUGUGGUAAUUUGACUGACUUCAACACAUAACGUAUCUCGAGUAACCACAUGUGAAUUCGAAAUAAAGAAUUAAAAAGUUAUUAAACGAAACUGCAUUGAGUUCGCAUAGCAGGAGGAAUAAGUGCGAGGAUGCCGAUGGAUGUAUGUCUAAUUAGUAAUUGCCUGCAUUUUACUCUAUAAUAAUACGAACACUUAACUAUUUGUAUCUACUUAUAUGUAAGUAGAAUUACUUAUAAAAGCUUCUCGAGGAACAACCAACUCGUCAAGAAUCAAAAGUGAUGUCCAUCAUUAUAAACUUUUUCGAGUAAUUAGCGAAAACUUUUUUUAAUUAUGAUGAUGGCGUAUUCAUCUCCGAGAUGAUUGGAUUCUGUCCACGGGAAUAAUAAUGUAAAGAAAUGCAAGCAAUUAUUGAACUGACCUCUGAGGAGUAGUUGAACUCUUAUUAAUUUGGAGUUGCGGAUUCCGAAAAUGUACCACCCUCAUCACCACCACAAAAUAAAGAAGAAAAGGGGUCGCAGAAUUUUACAGAAGAAAGAAGAACUCUCCGAAGUGCAAGGGGAUACUUGUAAAAACUUUAUGGGAUCAUUGUCAGAUGGAGAAAAUUUAUCGCACCGUGAUCAAGAAGACCUAGUGAAAAACUGUAUUAAUCAAGAAGAAAAUAGUUGCAGUGAAUCUGAUAUUAGUGAAAAAAGAUCUCCAGCAAAGUGGGAGUAUUUUUUCCAAAACUCGAUAAAUUAUGCCUUCACCGAGAUGACGCGAAAAUGUGGCUGCACCUUUGCCAAUUUUAGGAGGUGCACUGGACAAAAAACGUUGUUAAACAUGUCGACGCAAAAAAAAUUGCCAAAUAAGAAAACCAUCGCAUCUUGUCUAAAUAAUGUAAUUUUGUUAGGCAUAUUUUUAACUGUUUUCUUCUCAUCGUCGCCACUCCUUGUACAAGGACAACCACCACCUCCACUCCCUCCCGCAGGGUUCAUAGACUACGAUCAUUUGCCUAUGACGAGUUUUUCCUGUGAGGGGAAAGUUAUUGGGGGCUAUUAUGCUGAUGUUCAAACGGGGUGUCAGAUGUUCCACGUGUGUACAACACCAAGACCAAAUGAAGUCCAGGACAUAAAAUUCCUUUGUCUCAAUGGGACCGUCUUCGACCAAGAAACUCGAGUCUGUGAACGCGUAGACGAAGUCGACUGUUCUAAAGCGGAGCAAUUUUACGAUUUAAAUCUCGACCUUUACGUCCCUCACGUGGCCACACCGAAACCUCCCGUAGAACCCGACCUUGUCGAAGAAGAUGAUUUUAUUCACCCCGUUUCCACCCACAAACCUCCCCCUUCAACAACGACCACUGUCCGAACGACCCCUCCCUCGACAAGCACGGCGGCACCAAGAACGACCACGACUCCACCUCGAAUAUCUGCCCCUCUACCUUCCCCAUCUUCCACGAAAUCAUCGCCAUCCUCCUCAAAUCCAAACACCAAGGGCUUCUCGUCUUUCAAUUACUAUCUGAAAACGCCACACUCGCACGUAGCUUCCGGAUACAACUCGCAAUCUCAGCAGUCCUACAUUUUCAACCACAAUCCAGCCAGCGGGGAGAAAGAUGAAGGAAGUUACACGGUGAGCGAGAGUGAAAGCGAGCAACAAGGAAGUGAAAGUACGGGGAGGAAAAUCCCAUCCGGUCCAAAAACCAUCGUUUACGCGGUCUCAUCCUCCUCCACAGCGAGACCAAGGUCUCCCCCAUCUCCGACGACAACCACGAUCAGAAGCACCACCCAGCAUCUUAGGGCCCCACCCAAACCGGAACAAGAGUAUGAGGAACAAUAUGCGGACGAAUAUUAUGACGACGAGGACUACGAUAUUUCCUCCAGCACGACAGGGUCACAGGCUCAAGAACUCAAAAGUUAUGCUCUACCACCACAACAGCAGCAACAACAACGCAUCAGUCCUGUCAAUAAUAAGAACUUGUACCAACCUCAAGGGUCGUCUUACUCUCGGGGAAAGAUUACACAUUCAAACUCUUACGACUAUCGUGAUGGACGAAGUACGUCAAGUUCUAAAUCUGAUCGAGGCGGACGAGGAGGAUCUAAUUCCAAUUCCAAUAACAAUAAAGGUAGCGAAACUAAAUCCCACGUCUCUGUCGCCAUUUCCAGCAGCAGCAAAUCCACGCGAUCCCCACCGGCUGUAGUUACGAGUAGUUCUAAAAUAACGAGCAGACCGACCCCACCAAGAACCAGAGCUACUACAACUACUAGAGCUACGACAACGACGACGACAACGACACGAAAACCACUCCAAAGAACCACACCAGAAACAUACUACUAUGACGAUGACUAUCCCGAUGACACGGAACUCCAACAGGAACAAGAGCAACAAGAACAACCAAUGAUCAUUGUGAGGAUGCCGACAUCUUCGACAUCGACGCUGCGUAGCGUAUCUCCAUCCUCAUCGCAACAAUCUAAACAUAAUGCACUCCAGAAAGCAGGACCGACAGCGCCCACUGGGGGUGGCACAGGUCCAAGUGGAUUAUCCGAUAACAUCCCCGAAUAUUAUGACGAAGGGGAUGGGACAGAACCUGUGAAUGUUAAUGAUCACCAUUUCAGUCAUGUUGAUGUGCCUCGCAUUCCAUUUGCUAAACCAAAUGUCCCUAGAAUUACGGUCACUAACGGAAAGCCAUUCUUACCUCGAUUAACACGCCACAUCCCACACCAUCAUUUCUCAAAAGAGUUGUUACAACGAAGAAAAGGUUAUCAUUUCGUACCAAAAGAAUAUUCUAGACCUGUCGUAUGGGACUCAUUCUUGGAGGAGGAUGCACUCCGAAGAAAGCGAAGGAGCGUUACAAAACGACACCAUCAUAAACAAAAGAACAAAAUAUUUCAUGCAAAAUAAUGUUUAGAGUUCAUAAAUAGAAGAGUUUUUUUGUGACAUCGACCCAUAAUUAGCAUAUUAUUAUUAUUGGUGGAUAUUAAUUUUAUAGGUUCAUCAAUAGAUUAUAGUCUGCUGUAAUUUAAUAAUCAUCCCUGCAUUCUUUUAUCAAUUGCCCAAAAAAUCGCCUUAUUUUAUGUGAUGGACUGCGACCUUUAUGAAAUGUGCCACACCAUGUAUUUUUUUGUACUUAUUAACUAACUACAUAAUUGUUAAAAUUAUUGAACUUCUUCAUCUUCACUGUAAUAUCUUUUUUCAUGGUUUUUAUAUAUUUUUUGUAAAUUGAAAACUCUUAUGUAAAUAGUCUUUCAGUAUCACUUCAUAUGUCAACAAGUUACCUGAGGAGGAGGAGGGCCAACAGAGAAAUUAUUAUUGACAGGCCAAAAAAUAAACUAUUUCAUUUAAAAAAUAAUAAUUAUCAACUUUAACAACUGACUUACAGAACUGAAUAGUUUUUUUAAAGUAAAAAAAUAAUAUUAUAUGUCGACGGCUUCUUUAUUACAAAAUUGUGUAUGUACAUCUUUAUGGGUGAAUUAGUAUAGGAAAAAAUAAACAAUGCAAAUUCCAUAAAUUGAA